This is a messenger RNA of Culex pipiens pallens (northern house mosquito), 1138 nucleotides long. RefSeq names its product titin homolog. NCBI's taxonomy places the organism in Eukaryota, Metazoa, Arthropoda, Insecta, Diptera, Culicidae. The transcript is spliced from 2 exons. The record is from RefSeq and is a predicted model, not a curated record. Bases 170 to 1132 code for a protein of 320 amino acids.
ACAGCUACAACACAAACGUAGAACACAAAUCCGGAUCGGGUUGGACGGAAAACAGGAAACAAACAAAUUCUUUGAUCUGCCGUAAUAAAUUGGCUGAUUAACAAAGAGGUUUUUUCGUUGGCGUCCGAACAUCAUCAAAGAAUUUGUUUCCGACGCGGAACGGUUCAGGAUGGCCCCCAAACCCAAGCCGGAUGUUCCUGCCGACUGCGUAGUCUGCGGCAAAGUGAAGGGUGACGACGCUGAGACGGUGGAGUGCGAAGCUUGCCGGCUUUGGGCACAUUCGGCAUGCGCUGGAGAAACGGGAAAAGUUGAGAACUACUUUUGCCCGAACUGUUCUCAGUCGCUGCAAGUGCCAAAGACCCGGAAGAACGCCAAGAAGCCGAAGAGCGAUGCGGGCACUACUUUCGGCGCUGCUGACCUGCCAAAGGACGUGCUGGAACAGUUGGAGUUGGAAAGAGUGGAGCGGGAGAAGAAGAUGGCCCAGGAGGUGAUGAUUCGUAUGAAGCGGAUCGAGAUGGAGAAGAAAUUUGCCGAGCAGGAGCUCUGGAUCGAGAGAGAAAUGCAGGAGAGGGAGUUUGCGGCGGAGAAAGAGGUGCGCGCGCUGAAGCUCAAGAUGGAGCAGGAGAUUUUGGAUAGGCAGAAGGCUGCGGAGGAAGAGUUCCUCGCGAAGCAGAAGGAGCUCAAGAAGCUCGUCAAGAAGAGCAAGCAGAAGCUUGAGAAGGCCGCGGUGGAUCCACCGGCUGGCAAGGGCGAGGGAGCGGGCGCGGGCUCGACGGACACUCCGAAGGGGGUUCUAGGAAAGCCGAAGAUACCCGUCCCCAAAUUCAGCGAUUCCGAUCCCGACAGCAGUGGUGAUGAGAGCGACGAGAAGGAGGACCCGAUGACACCGGUUUCUGAAUCGCGCGAGGUCUCUGACGGGCCGGGGAAACCGGUCACGAAGUUGACGAAGGAGCAAUUGGCGGCUAGACAAGCCAUGUUGCGACAUCUGCCGAAGUUCUCCGGGGAGCCGGAAGUGUGGCCUCUCUUCAUAAGCAGCUUCAAGUACACCACUGAAGCCUGCGGAUUCACGAAUGUAGACAACUUGAAGAGAUUGGUGGAUUGUCUCGAAGGGCCAGCGCUGACAUUGGUGUAGGGUCGG